Messenger RNA from Postia placenta MAD-698-R-SB12, 1662 nucleotides. RefSeq lists its product as hypothetical. The record is from RefSeq and is a predicted model, not a curated record. Bases 1 to 1662 code for a protein of 553 amino acids. The transcript is spliced from 9 exons. NCBI's taxonomy places the organism in Eukaryota, Fungi, Basidiomycota, Agaricomycetes, Polyporales, Adustoporiaceae.
AUGGUUGACGGCGUCAAACCGAGACGAUCUAACAGACUGAAACAUUUGCCGAAAGUUGAUUACUGCGAGAACAGGACGGCGGAUGGGAAACGGAAAAGGGGAGCAUUAGACGAAGAAGACGAAUAUACGCCGUCCCGGGAAGGUACGCCGGAGAAUCAGAAGAUUCCAACACGCGCGCCGGAGAUUCAGAGGAGUCCAUCACGGAGAGUGAGACGCAAGACCGCCAUUACAAGGAGUUCACGACAGCGCGCCGUCGAUGCGUCUCAGAAUGAGGGUGCCUGCAUCAUAUCAGGCAUAAAAGACAAAUCCGUGCAACAAUGCCAUGUGUUGCCACGGGCCACAAAGCCGGAUGUGCUCACGCCUCUGGAGUGGUGGUGGGACAUCAAAGAGCUCAGCGUGGAUUCACGCCACAAUCAGGUCUUCCGUGCGUCUUCUUUCCAGCAGGCAUGCCGAUACGCGUGGGCUUACUUGCAUACAGUCCGUGCCGAUCUCCAUGCCUUGUGGGAUCGUGGAUACAUUGCGAUCAUGCCAAUGCCUGACGUGACGAAGGAAUAUCUGGCCAAGUGGAAGGAUGGUGGCAGGCACAAGGUUCUGGAGAUCCGCGAAGGGUUCACCUACGGAUUCGACAAGGUUGGGAUCAUCCGGUCCCAUGCGAAGCCGCACUUCAUGGCCUUGAACGCGGCCAUGAAGCUCAAGGAGAACAAGGAGAUGUGGGUGAAGGUGUUGAAGGUGUUCUACGAGAGAAUACAUCUUCAAGUCGACGCAUCCCGCUUCGUAGAGGAACUCCUGACAUUGUCUGACGUGUGGACUGCGCCGCCACCCGAGGAGGCAGAGUUGAUCAUGGAGGAGAAGGAGCAAGCGGCAGAGGAAGCAUCCAGUCUUCUAGCAACGGUUCCUACAGGCGAGCCAAUGUCCCCUAAACGCCCAAAAGGGGGUUUGGUAAUAGAAAAACGCUCCAAGUCGAAGGCCCACAAGCCUGACGGCGAACUGUCCGGUAGCAAUCUCAAGUUGUAUGCCGCUCAUUUGGCGCCUACCGGGUCACGGUGCUUGUUGAGUCUUCAGGACGACAAGUCAGUCCAAGGGUGUCACGUUGUCCCACGAAGAACCGACGACCGUACGUGUGCGAAAGUGGCGGCGUGGUGGGGGCUUGAUGAUUUCAACGUCGACUCUCCUUUCAAUAUCUUUUUACUGAGAGCAGACAUCCACUGCUUGUGGGACCAAGGUCAUCUGCUGUUCGUGCCCGAACCUCAUAUUGUCGAAGAUUAUGUCGCGCGAUCCAUUGUUCCCAUAGAUGGGGGCUUGUCGCCCGGAGAAGUAUCUGAAGCGUCCAAUGGCCCCGUCUACAGAUACUGCGUCGUUGCCCAUUGCGACCUUCCCGAUACGGAGGAAAACGCUGCGUUUCCGAGGGAUGUCAAGACCUUAGGCUAUAUUGAAUCCCGUGUCCCUCCCCAAUUUGUUAUAUACAAUGCGGGGAUGGCACUGUCGAAGGGUGGACCAGAUGGUUUCGCAGCGGCUCUAGACGCCUUCUAUAAGCAGCAUAAAAUCCACUUUAAAGCGAUCGACGUUCUGAAGGACAUGGCAGCGCUCUUCCAACAAUAUUCAACCAACCUUCCUGCUGAUAGAAGCAUGGAUUCCACCCACCAAGAUGUCUGUUUGAGCUAG